ACUACUUCUACUACUACUUCACCACUUCAUUACUUCUUUUUUUAGGCAACAUACUGGAACAUAUAUAUCAAGACUUAGAAAUACCCUAUUUUAGCACAAAAAGGAUGAGGUGCUUGGUCCUCCUACUCUGCUGCUUUCUGAGCUGUGAUGGGUUUCUCUUUCAAAGACGGCGUCCAGAAUCAACCUCUGCCCCACGUCAAAAUGAGAUCCAAAAGCACAAAGUCAAACCAACAACGGGCCAGUGCAAAAUGAUGCCACUGGACUUCGUCUUUGUGAUUGAUAGUUCCCGCAGCAUCCGGCCCAGCGACUACGAAAGAGUAAAAACUUUUAUCAUAAACCUGCUGCAGUUUUUAGACGUGGGACCCGACGCCACUCGCGUUGGUCUGCUCCAGUACGGCAGCGUGGUCCAGAACGAGUUUAGUCUGAACAAGUACCGCACCAAAAAAGAGGUGGAGAGAGCCGUCAAGAACAUGGAGCAUCUCGCCACUGGCACCAUGACGGGGUUAGCUCUGCAGUAUACCAUGGACACGGCUUUCACAGAGGAGGAGGGGGCACGCCCGGAGGAGCUGCUCAUCCCACGCAUCGCCAUGGUUGUGACAGACGGUAGACCACAGGACGAGGUGGAGGAGGUGGCUGCACAGGCGCGUCAGGCUGGCAUACAGAUCUUUGCCAUUGGAGUGGGCCGAGUGGAUAUGAACACACUGAAGGCGAUUGGGAGCGAGCCACAUUCAGAGCAUGUGCAUCUUGUGGCCAACUUCAGUCAAAUAGAAACUCUGAUCUCUGUGUUUCAGUCCAAACUGUGUGGAGAGAGAGACAUGUGUGAGGUGGUGGACCAUCGGUGCCAACACAUAUGUGUGAGCAGCCCAGCCUCGUACCGCUGCAAGUGCAGAACUGGGUACAUCCUAAACCCUGAUGGGAAGACAUGCAGAGCUGAAGAUAUCUGUGCUGAGGUGGAGCAUGGAUGUCAACACAUUUGUGCCAACAUCCCUAAAGGCUAUGAAUGCCGCUGUCGCCCUGGAUACCAGCUCACCAUUGACAACAAGACCUGCAACCAAAUAGACUACUGCGAUCUGGGCCUCCAUAACUGUGAGCAGGACUGUAUCAGCAUCCCUGAGUCCUACAUCUGCAGGUGUGGGAAGGGCUACGUGCUCAAUCCAGACAAACACACCUGCAGGAAGAUUGACCACUGUGCCGAUGGGAAGCAUGGAUGUGAACAGGAGUUUGAGAGCACAGACAAAGGCUGUGUUUGCAAAUGUAGGAAAGGAUAUCAACUCCGACCUAAUGGAAAAACAUGCCAAAAGAUUGACAAUUGUGCAAAAUACGGCUGUGAACAGGAGUCUAUGAGCACAGACCAUUCAUGUGUGUGUAAAUGCAGAGGGGGGUACAGACUGCGACCUGAUGGAAAAACAUGCCAAAAAAUUGAUCACUGUGCUGAUGGGACCCACGGAUGUGAGCAGAAGUUUGAAAACACAGAAACCUCCUGUGUUUGUAAAUGUAAGAAAGGGUACAAACUCAGAGCAGAUGGAAAAACAUGUCUAAGUCUGGACCUGUGUCAGACUGUAGACCACGGCUGUGAGCAUCUGUGCGUCAACACCAAUGACUCGUAUGUCUGUAAAUGUUUUGAAGGGUUCACACUUGCAGAGGAUCAAAAAAGCUGCAAAAAGCCUGAUUGCAACAGUGGUGUCAUAGACGUUGUAUUUGUGAUUGACGGUUCUAAAAGUCUGGGUCCAGCCAACUUUGAGCUGGUGAAGCAGUUUGUAAGCACCAUUGUUGAUGCAUUCGAUGUUUCCAGGACAGGGACUCAUGUGGGUCUAAUCCAGUACUCCACCAAAGUCCGGACUGAGUUCACCUUAGAUCAGUUCAGCUCGGCCCGUGAUGUCAAACAGGCAGUGUCCCGGAUGCAGUACAUGGGAAGGGGGUCGCUAACAGGAUCAGCUUUAAGACACAUGUUUGAGACCAGUUUUUCACCAAGAGAGGGCGCUAGAGCCAAUGUGCAGCGUGUGAGUAUUGUUUUUACAGAUGGGAGGUCCCAGGAUGACGUGUCAGAGUGGGCUACCAAAGCAAAAGAAUCUGGAGUCACCAUAUAUGCUCUGGGCGUUGGUAAAGCUGUUGAACAGGAGCUGAAGGAGAUCGCAUCAGAGCCAAACGAAAAACAUCUGUUUUACACGGAAGACUUUGGAAAAAUGGGAGAAAUCACAGAAAAACUCAAGGAUAUGCUCCGAAUAUGCAAAGUGGAUGAGAGCAUGUGUGAAUGUGAAAACAUCAUCCUGUUCCAGACUGACGCCAAUGAGAAGUUCAAAAUGAUGAUGAAGAACAUUGAAGCUUUAACAAAGAAGGUGCAGGUGUUGGAAAAUCAAGUCGCUCGCAAAUAGACUUGUAUGACCAGCGCCGAAGAAAUCACCAUCAAGUCCAUUAAUCAGAGUAACACUUAGAGCAGGGGUGUCCAAGCUUUUUCAUCAAGGGUCACACAUCUAAUCAGACGAAGCAGAGGAAUUCAAGGGCCGUAGACUGGUGCUCAAUACAGUGAAUAAAUGGAAUACAUGCAUGUUUAACACAUUAGAAUGAGCCAUCAGCCUUUAUUCAUGCUAUGAUCCUUAAACCCACACACUAAAUAUUCAAUAUUAGCUUUAUCAAGGUAGAUUUUCAAAAAACAUGCAGUAAAAAGUUACUUUUAAUUGAUGUAAAGUAAUUUGGAUCAAGUCACCUGGAAGCCUGAGGGCCACGAAAAAUUUGUCCGAGGGCCGCAUUUGGCCCACGGGCCGUAGUUUGGACAUGCCUGACUUAGAGUCAUACUAAAACAAUGGCAAAUACAAACUAUUGUACUUAACUAUUAAUGCACUUUUAUAAGAUUGUGUGUGUAUUUUUGUCUGUAUUAUAGCAGGUGAUUUAAUAUUUUUGUACAGGUUAAUAAUAAUAAUAAUAAACAUGCUACUACAUCUCUCA
This is a messenger RNA of Boleophthalmus pectinirostris (great blue-spotted mudskipper), 2943 nucleotides long. Its product is annotated as matrilin-2. Gene Ontology annotation, molecular function: calcium ion binding. The transcript is spliced from 15 exons. The coding region runs from base 105 to 2372 and encodes 755 amino acids. NCBI's taxonomy places the organism in Eukaryota, Metazoa, Chordata, Actinopteri, Gobiiformes, Gobiidae. The record is from RefSeq and is a predicted model, not a curated record.